ACGUGCGUUGGAUCGGUGACGCCAUGGCAGCCACGGGUCUGGCCAAUUUCUUUCCCAGCAUCAUUUGCGCAGUCAUCACGGCAGCGCUGCUUAUUGCUGGACUUAUUUGUACGUUCACCGGUGGCUCAGAAGCAUCCACUGCCUCCGAGCUCGAUGUGGACGAGAUCUUUUUGUCCAUGGGACAGGCCUGUCGCAUUGUGUCUGUGACACAUCGCUACGACACCAAGCGCGAAUCGCGCAGCAUUUCGAGCGAUUCCUCGGAGACCGUGGAGUUCUGCCAGGAUCACGUGGUGUACACCUUCAGUGUGUCAGAAGCUGGGAGUUACGCUGAGAGACCUCAGGUAUCCUCUAGGGGAGAAGUAACGAUUCCGCUGGGCGGCUUGGGAAGCGACAUGCAAGAUCGCUGUCAGGGUGCAGGCGGAUAUCAGAAAGACUUGGUGUGCAAUGGCCUGUGCCAGGAGGGUCAAGAGAUCGAGUGCUGGCGACCCAUGACAUCCUGCACGGGCAGCUGUGAAACAACACAUGCCUGGGCCAAGUGUAGCAAUACGGAGUGUUAUAAGAUCAUCGAUCCCAAGACAGAGCAGCUCAAUGCUCAGGAGGGCGAGAUCUUGCAAUUGUUGGGCGUGGCUUUUUUGGUGAUCGGCGCGGGGGCUGCCUUGUGCACAUGCGGGUUGACCUGGUGCAUCAUAAGGAGGCAGCCGUCAUUCGAGUCGUAAAAAAACAUGGCACGGGUCCCGUAUGGGUCAGUAUGGG
This is a messenger RNA of Cladocopium goreaui, 753 nucleotides long. NCBI's taxonomy places the organism in Eukaryota, Dinophyceae, Suessiales, Symbiodiniaceae. The record is from the annotation of a GenBank genome assembly.